UUAUGGCUCGAGCGGCCGCCUCGGCGCCCUAUAAAACCCGGCGGCGCGCCGCGCUGCCACUGUCGAGUCCGCGUCCACCCCGCGAGUCUAGAUCUCUCGCAUCUGCUCCUCUACCGGUCCACACCCGCCACCCAGUUCGCCAUGGAUGACGAUAUCGCUGCGCUCGUGGUCGACAAUGGCUCCGGCAUGUGCAAAGCCGGCUUCGCAGGCGACGAUGCUCCACGUGCCGUUUUCCCAUCCAUCGUGGGCCGCCCGCGGCACCAGGGCGUUAUGGUGGGCAUGGGCCAGAAGGACUCCUACGUGGGCGAUGAGGCCCAGAGCAAGAGAGGCAUCCUGACCCUGAAGUACCCCAUCGAGCAUGGCAUUGUCACCAACUGGGACGACAUGGAGAAGAUCUGGCACCACACUUUCUACAACGAGCUGCGUGUGGCCCCCGAGGAGCACCCGGUGCUGCUCACCGAGGCCCCUCUGAACCCCAAGGCCAACCGUGAAAAGAUGACCCAGAUAAUGUUUGAGACCUUCAACACCCCAGCCAUGUACGUAGCCAUCCAGGCUGUGCUGUCUCUGUAUGCCUCUGGCCGUACCACUGGCAUCGUGAUGGACUCCGGCGACGGGGUCACCCACACUGUGCCCAUCUAUGAGGGCUACGCUCUCCCCCAUGCCAUCCUGCGUCUGGACCUGGCUGGCCGGGACCUGACAGACUACCUCAUGAAGAUUCUUACGGAGCGUGGCUAUAGCUUCACCACCACAGCUGAGCGGGAAAUUGUGCGUGACAUCAAGGAGAAGCUGUGCUAUGUUGCCCUGGACUUCGAGCAAGAGAUGGCCACCGCUGCAUCUUCCUCCUCCCUGGAGAAGAGCUAUGAGCUGCCUGAUGGCCAGGUCAUCACUAUUGGCAAUGAGCGCUUCCGCUGCCCCGAAGCCCUCUUCCAGCCUUCCUUUCUGGGUAUGGAAUCCUGUGGUAUCCACGAAACCACCUUCAAUUCCAUCAUGAAGUGUGAUGUUGACAUCCGUAAGGACCUCUAUGCCAACACAGUGUUGUCUGGUGGGACUACCAUGUACCCCGGCAUUGCAGAUAGGAUGCAGAAGGAGAUCACUGCUCUGGCUCCCAGCACGAUGAAGAUUAAGUUUUGGCGCUUUUGACUCAGGAUUUAAAAACUGGAAAGGUGAAGGCGACAGCGGUCGGUUGGAGCAAGCAUCCCCAAGUUCUACAAUGUGGCUAGGACUUUGAUUGUACUUUUUUUUUUUUAAUAGUCAUUCCAAGUAUCCCUGGUUACAGGAAGUCCCUCCCAAAAGCCACCCCCACUCCCAAAAGGAGGAUGGCCCAGUCCACACCCUGAGUCUAUGCAGGGGAGGCGACAGCAUCGCUUUUGUGUAAAUUAUGUACUGCAAAAAUUUUUUUAGAUCUUCCGCCUUAAUACUUUUUUAUUUUUGUUUUUAUUUUUGAAUGGUCACCCAUCUUGGCCCCCCUCUUUUUGUCCCCCCAACUUGAUGUAUGAAGGCUUUUGGUCUCCUUGGGAGUGGGUUGAGGUGUGAGGCAGCCAGGGCUUGCCUGUACACUGACUUGAGACCAGUUUAAUAAAAGUGCACACCUUAUAAACAGGC
This is a messenger RNA of Nannospalax galili (Upper Galilee mountains blind mole rat), 1602 nucleotides long. RefSeq names its product actin beta (gene Actb). The record is from RefSeq and is a predicted model, not a curated record. Lineage: Eukaryota; Metazoa; Chordata; Mammalia; Rodentia; Spalacidae.